Molecule: messenger RNA, 5084 nt
Organism: Triplophysa rosa
Lineage: Eukaryota; Metazoa; Chordata; Actinopteri; Cypriniformes; Nemacheilidae
Gene: plekhm2
Product: pleckstrin homology domain containing, family M (with RUN domain) member 2
Exons: 20
Coding region: 599-3652 (1017 amino acids)
Biological process (GO): lysosome localization; Golgi organization; regulation of protein localization
Cellular component (GO): endosome membrane
Molecular function (GO): kinesin binding
Source: RefSeq, a predicted model, not a curated record
UUAACUUUACUACUUGCUCUUUCAUCAUCAACCUACUACACUUUCUAAAUUGAAACUGCAGUCGAAGAGGAAAGUUGCGACAGGAGAUCGUUGACGAUUUGUUUGUUCUGUUCGUCUCUUUUUCUUUAGAUUAUUGACUGAUUAAUAUGAUUAAGACUAAAUAGGAUUUAAGAUCAUAUUAAAGGGCUCUACGCGAGUUACUUGAGUAACUUUAGCGCAUGCUGUAGGAAAUUGAAUAACCAGUUUUAGGUUCGCACUUUGUCCAGCACAUAAAUCGGCUUUUAUGUGCUGUUAAAUAGGAAUAGAGGUUAACGUUAGGUCGAUACGCUUAUAAAUGAGCGCCGUCGCAUUAUGAGUAAAUCAAACAGUUAACUUAGCCGCUCAAGCUAACAAUUUUAAACGACAUUAAAUUAAAUCAUUUUACGCCAGAAAAAAACACUUUCACAUUUAAACGCUUUAUAUUUUUCCAUUACAGUAAACUUGUUUCAGAUCAUUUAAAUAAUUUGUGUCCGCGAUGUGUAUUUGUAAUGACGGACUGUGAACAUGCCCGUGUGUCGGGAGCGCGCAUCAGCUGACAACCGCAGAGACUGAGCCAGACAUGGAUCAACUCAAAGUCAAAGACAGGAUCCUCGAAAACAUCUCUCUCUCCGUCAAGAAGUUGCAGAGUUACUUCGCCGCAUGUGAAGACGAGACGCCAGCCAUUAGAAACCACGACCGGGUUCUUCAGAGGUUGUGUGAGCACUUGGAUCAUGCUCUUCUCUAUGGGCUGCAGGACAUCUCAUCGGGUUACUGGGUCCUCGUAUUACAUUUCACACGGCGAGAGGCUGUGCGACAGAUCGAUGAGCUCCAGCACAUAGCCACCAAUUUAGGCAGAAGUCGUGCCUGGCUCUACUUGGCACUCAGUGAAAGUUCUUUAGAAAGCUACCUCCGUCUGUUCCAAGAAAAUCAAGGACUGCUGCAAAAAUACUACUACAAAAAUGCAUUGGUUUGCAGUCAUGAUCAUCUGACUCUUUUUCUUACACUUGUCUCUGGACUAGAAUUCAUCCGCUUUGACCUCGAACUGGAUGUGCCAUACCUGGACGUUGCUCCAUACAUGCCAGAAUACUAUAAACCUCAGAAUCUGUUGGAUUUUGAGGAGAGGUUGCCAAGCUCUGACAGUCUGUCUCUACACUCAUUCACUUCCCUUACUUCCACUAACCUUGAGUGGGACGACAGUGCCAUCGCCCCAUCUAGUGAAGAUUAUGAUUUUGGUGACAUCUUCCCUGUGUUGCAGUCAUUGCCUAGUGCAGACUGGGAAGAAGGAGAUUUGACUGAUCCAGUCAGCGUGCCUCGCUCCUUCGGAUCAGAUCCUCAAACUGUCAGUGACUGCGUGGUGGUGAGGGGGUCUGCGGGCACUAUCAGGAUCACGGGUCUAUCGCGAAGCCCUACGUUUCGACACAAUCCCUUCAACGAGGACUCGGACACAAACACUUCGGCUGAUGUCACUCCGGUACACAUGGCUAGCCGUCAUGCUUCCACAAUAGCGGAAGAUAUGGAGAACACCAGCAAUGAGCUGGAAGUCAUUAGGAUGGCAAGGCGCCGAAAAUCUGGUAAGAAACGACGGUGUAGGGUGUCGACUGAUUCCAUGAGCAGUGAGCAGAAUGUAAUCUCUCCGGAUGGGCCUGACACAGAGGAAUGCCUUCAGAUUGUUGUUGAAAGGGACAUUGUAAUGGACAACCUCAAUUUGAACGGUUGUGGUUCUUUGGAGGAACCAGACGGUCCUGUGUCGGAAUCCUUGAGGAACCGAAAUGAGGAAAGAGAGGAUGAUGAUCCAGAAGCUGGACUGAGGCUUCCUGAGAUGUCUGACACUUCUAUGGACAGUGUGGGCCAACCCCUUCGUGAUGUCAUGGACAGGUUGAACGGUUAUCUGGAUGGAGAGAGCUGGGAGCGACGUGAAGGUGACGAAGAAGGAGUCGUUGGAGUUGUCGGAGCUCAGCGUAGUCCUGAUGAUGCCACCUCUGCCACAGGACCCCCUCAUCAGCGGCCCUUUCGAGAGGACACGGGUGGAGAACCUCCGGACCCAAGCCCUAGCUUCUUGCAGGCCCCACUUCCACCUGCUGACUUCUACUGCUUUACCUCCCAGAGUCCAGAACCUGCUGCCUCGUGUGGUGGCCACCAUGACACUGCAGGGAAUGGUGAGCCACAGGAUGUUCCUGUUGGCCAUGAAGAUGAAAGAAAAGCAGAGGAACCAGCUGAAGGGCAGGACCCCUCCGUCCACGUAGAAGAGUCAGCUAAGGAGGAACAUAAUACAACAGAAGAGGAGGAAGACAAUAAAGACAAGGGGAUACAGAGCUCUCAUGCUGCAGAGUUUAAGGUAGAUAAUAAUCAUCUACUGCUACUCAUGAUUCACGUUUUCAGGGAAAAUGAAGAACAACUCUUUAAGAUGAUAAGGAUGAGCACAGGCCACAUGGAGGGAGAUUUGCAGCCUCUUUAUCUACUUCUGACCGACAGUUACAUUUACCUCUUGCGUAAAGGGGCGGCAGAGAAGCCUUACGGUGUCGAAGAAGCUGUAUCUUAUAAUGAACUGGACUACAUCUCUGUGGGACUCCACCAGCAGACUGUUACUCUAGUGUGCACCAACAGAAGACGACAGUUCCUGCUGGAUACAGCAGACUCGUCUCUGACUGUUUGGUUUCUGAACGUGUUGAAAUCAGCCUUGGAAAACGACUGUCGGGAGACCCCGUACCCAUCGGUUCUCACUGACGCCACCAUGGAGAAACUCACUCUCUCUAAGUUUGUGUGCCAGGAGACUCAAUGUGAGUUGUCUGAAGUGAGCAUCCGCCUGUAUUCUCUGAUUCACUGGGAGGAUCCCAUGGACGUGUCUGUGGCGUCUCCUACAUCGCCAUCCGGCUUCAGAGAGUCCAGCAGCACUAAAGAGGGGGCGCUGCUGUAUCGGGCGGGUAGCUCCUAUCUGGGGAAGGAAGUGUGGAAGAGCUGUUACUUGGUGCUCAGCAAUGGGAUCCUCUAUCAGUAUGCAGAGAGGACGGAUGUUACACCUCUGAUGUCUGUUACAAUGGGGGGUGAGCACUGUGGAGGCUGCAGGCGUUCUAACAGCUCAGAGAAGCUCCAUACAUUUCAGGUGAUCCUGACUGCUAGAGCUCCGUUAGAGCUCAGCGCUGAAAACGAUCAGGAAAUGGCCGAAUGGAUGCAGCUGCUCUGUCAGUCUGUCUCUAAGGGGGUUAUUCCACAAGGGGUGGCUCCUGCACCUUGUAUUCCAUGCUGCCUUGUGCUCACAGACAGGAAGUUGCUCACGUGUCACCAGGAUUGCCAGACGAGUUUUUUCCGCUCCCUGGGAGCAGCUGAUCUGAACGAUGUCACGGCUGUUUGCUUGGAGGAGGAUAAAGAAUAUUGUGUCAUUGAGUUUACUGAAGAUCGCUCUCAGUUUCUUCCUCCUUGGGUUCUGUAUUUCAGUGGAUGUGAGGAGCGAGAUCGGCUGCUAGCAGAACUAGAUCGUGCUUGGACUGACGUUUUUCAGGUGAGUCUGGCCCGUAAACCGGUGACAGACCCGACGGUUCAGAAGCGAUGCAAGGAGGCACUUGAACUGAUGAAGAACGCCUGGCAAAGGAGUGACAGCAUUCAAAGAGGUCGAUCAGAAAGGGAGCCCUGGUGUUGACCACCUGUCAAUCAUUGCUGAGAACACAGAAUUGCAAACCUACUGUUUAUGUAGGUACAAGCAGACUGUCAGCUUUAAGUCCAUAUAGCUCCCCUAAACAAACCAGAGGAGAGAACAGUGUGGCUUCGUGUGAUAUUUAAAUAAGGUGUGACCUUGUUUACACAUGCCUUGCACAAAUAUUGAACGUUUUCGCUGUCAUAAGCAGAAGUUUGCAACAGGAAAAAUGACACGAGAUCUAAAAGUUCUCUUGCAUUACACGUUUGGUAUAUGUAGAGUGUAAAUAUGUAAUCAGUAGCAAAAACAUAUUUUUUUUUACUUCUGUUGAUAAUGUAUAUUCUUGUACAAUAUGCAAAGGUACUUCUUGCUUUAUAUGUGCUCUAGUGAAAGAAUUUUCAGUUGAUACUUUGUGGCUGCUUUAGAAUGGUCACCGUUCGGACAUACAGCAGUUUGCAUGGCAGUUUGACAUAGACACUCAAAACAUGAAGCAAGAUGGGAGGAGACAUUAAUCUAGCUUUAUUUGAAAUAUCUAAUAAUAACAAUACUAAUAACUGGUACCAGCAUGAAACAGCUGUUUUUAUAUAGGACUGAAAUAAUUUGCUAUUAGAAACCGGUGGUAUUGAGAGACUGUAAUAGGGAUCAUAUGAUUCUGAUAUACAGAUUGUUUUUAGGGCACAUUUAAUUGAAGUGACAGAACAGUUUAUAACUGAAGGAGUUGCAGCAGAAUUGCACAGUUUUAAGUUGUUAAAGGACAAGUGUUUUUUUUUACAUUCAUGCAAAGCAUUCGUAGCACCAUCCCAUCAGCUUCCAGAGAAAUGCUGCUCUUAUUUUUGUAUUUUGGCCUUUUGCUGUGAUUGAAUGCAGUCAAACUGGCUAUUGUUUUUAAGUCACCAAACAUAAACUGUUUUUUAAAUUUCCAUAUUUAGCCGAAAUAUCAAAAGUCAUUCCCUGUUUCUUUCUUCGUGGUAGAUUCAGUGGAAAAUACCACUUUAGUGAAACACUGUGAAGAUUGUUUUUAAGAAUCUUGAGGGGUUUUAAAGAAAGGCGAUCAGUGAGUCAGCUUGAGCAUGUGGAUAUUUUCCUGACUGUAACAAAUAAUACAAGGGAAAAUCUCAGGUAUGUUGAGGUUUGUUCCAGUUAACAGCAAUUUUAAGAAAUACAUUGCUGGACAAUGGUGAAAUGCAGGUGUUCAUAAGCAAACUGAAAAGGGGUUGAAGCCUAUCAUUUUUUAGUUGCGUGUGUGUGUGCGUGUGGUUUGACUGUGCUAAAAUGGAAGUGACCUGAUCAAUUAUGUUUUUACGUUCUAAUGUCUCAGAUACACUAAAUUCUGCAUGUACAUUUUUAAUAUCGUAUUAAUAGGAUCACAUGUAAAAAUGACUUUUGUAAAUGGGACAAGUACGAAUAAAAUGAUAAUAAUAACUUCAUUUGUAAUGCU